Messenger RNA from Schistosoma bovis, 5016 nucleotides. The record is from the annotation of a GenBank genome assembly. Lineage: Eukaryota; Metazoa; Platyhelminthes; Trematoda; Strigeidida; Schistosomatidae.
UAGCGGGUUUAUUUACCUUUCCAGUAUGCAAGUGGUUAUGUAGGAGUCUCCUACAUUUUUCCUGUUAUUUAUUUAACGGCAGGUAUCAUGUUUGGAUCUCAUUACUUGAUUUCUGUACUAUGAUCUUAUGAAUAAAGCAUGCGAUACAGCAUCGAUAUGUGGGUUGGGGAAUUAUAUAAGUUCUCAGAUAAAUAAAUAUUAAAAAGGAUGUUGAUAAUCAUACUAAUCAGUCUUCAACGACUAUCUCCUUGCAUCUUGGGAAUUAUGUAUAAAGGCUCAUAAAGCCCAAUUAGAUUGUAACUCUUAUUCGGUCGAUGUUAUUUUAAUUUUGAUACCAUAAGUCUCUAUUCUUUUAGAUACUUUUCUUCAAAGUAUUUCAAUGAUUGGGUCCGGGUGUUUAGAUCAUGUUCCGACAACUAAAGAAUUGGUUUCUCCAUAAAUACACUAACAAAUCAUUAUAAAACUGAAGAGGGAAAAGUCCUCAUACACAUUUAAAUGAGCACACUUUCAUUGAUGAUACGAGAACAGUUCCCUAAUAAUUGAAUCUCGAUUUACGAAGUAUGUACGCAUGAGUUUACCUCGUUCAUCAUAAGGUUGGUAUCGGUUAUUGGAUUAAGCCAAACAGAUUAGUGAUUGGUACAACUGAGAUGUGAUUAGUAAACACUUGUUAGUUCGUUCGAAUGAGAUUUUAAAGUACUUUGAAGGAUAGUUUUCUCAGUUCGGCGUGAAUAUUUACAACCUGAUACAAUUACGUCUGUAUGUUUCCUUUUUGAAAGCAGUUAUUUAUGAUCAUUCACAAAACUUGGACUGAAAUUGAUGGACAAGUAAGCAGUCUAGAAAUGUGCACUAAUUCUACUGAUCGGUUAGUCAUAAGCAAUAUACAACCUGAAAUGUGCAUUGGCCUAGGUUAUCACGCCUUACUAGGAUAAGGUUAUGAAGAUGAAUAUCAGAGUAGUCAUAUAAAUGGCAGUAAAAAACGUUAUCAACAGUUUUAUUCGGAAAGAAAUAGGGAAUUUUCAGGACAAAAAAAUUCCCAGGCUUUUUUAAAACUCGAGACCCAGGAAAAAGUAGAGUGUCUGCACCUACAACACUACAAUUUCCCUAUGGACCGAGUCACUCAACGUCUCCAGCUACUGAUCAUGGUUUGCACCUAACAUUGUUCAGAUUAGUGGUAAGUGACUUCGCGGACUCACGAUACGUCUCGGUUUAGUUCCUCCUGGUUUGAAUUCAACCUACUACGAGUGGUGGCUUGGUGGUUUUAAGACCCUCGGUUUUCGGCUACUAAAUCCUAGAUUUGAACCCCGCCCCUCCUACUUCUGUUUGGGCAACUGGGUAAUAUCAUUAGCUCUUACACUUAGCGUGGCUCAUACCGAAAACGUGUUUAAUAAAUUAAUUAGAAACGAUGACAAAGAUCGGCUGUCGAAACAGGUAGUGGUUGCAGACAUGCAAUAUAUAUCUCAACCACCUCAGUCUAUGGAGAUCUACAUAUUGAUCAACUAACUUGCCACCUUUGUUUGGUGCCGUAUCCCUAACUUCAGUAUCACUCACUCUGUCGGUCCAUGAUAGACGAGGAAUACUUCGAAGGCAUGUUACACAACCUGCGCCCUGAGCGCGUCUUCUACUUUCAUAGACCAUGUUUCAUGUCCACGGAAUAGUACAAAGCGAAUCGCUUCGUACUAUACUUGUCAUUUGGCGAGUGGAUGGACCUCUCGUUUACAGCACAACGCAAAUCAGAGGAAGCCAACAGGACUUUGUGAAUGCGUGGUGAGACUGUUGUGGACGCCAAACUACCAGGGUUGACGAGACUUAUGAUAUAAGUGGAGUGGUCAACAUACUCAACUACUUCACUUACUAUGAUCAAAGCAGGCGACGAUCCAAAUUCAUCCUGAUGACAUUUUGCAUUUGGAGGGCGAGAAGCACACACCGAACAUGUUCACAUCUUUUCUCAAGCUGAUCGAAAUACUGGAUUAUGUCACCGUCUUCACCGAAUAGGACUAUAUCGUCUGUCUACUUUAAGUUGAUAGGUAUUGGUAAAUCAAUCGUUGAAAAGGUAUAAGAAAGCGACAGAAUCUCGAUCAUCGUCAUCCCUAAAAAUCUAUGGAGUCAGCCUGUUAUGUUAUGCUGCUUUCCUUUGAUUCAAGUUAGUUAUAGCUUCCUUAACCUUACUAAGAGUUGGGGACCUAGGUGGAGUUUUGUUCUUUGAGCUGCAUGGUCGAGGUCGACAGGACAAGCUGUGAGUCAUGUCGAAAAAUUCGAACACUUCACUCCUACUUAGAGUUUGUACUGAUUAUGUUGUUUAGAAGAACAAUGAAAGCUUCGCGACCAAACCAUCCAGCUCAGAAAACUAAACUCCACCUGAGCUACUAGUCUUUUUCACUAUCUCAAGUUGGUGACUUGUGUCGAUUUCCCAUUUCGGUUGUUUGGAAAUAUUGUAACUCGACCUCUAACAUUUGGGCUUUUGAUGCCUGUCUUUUUUGAUAAAUCUGAAGACAUGUCUGGUGUUAUGUUUCAUUCCCUUUCUCAUCUCUUCUCCAUUCAUCGCCCACAAUUCACGCGUAGGUUUUAUAUCAGUUUGCGUGUAAGUUGUCUUCGCUCGUUAUCGCAUUCGGAGCCUUAAAUAUACUUUUGACUUCUAAGUUGAGCUUUAAGUGUAUUUCUUGAAGUUUUGUCAUCCAAUAUUACAUGAGAACGCGUUUUCACAAUACAGCUUGAUCAUGUUUAACAGAAAUGUACUGCAGAACGAGCACUAGCCUUCCACUAAAUCUUAAGCAAUAAAUGACGAUAAUAUGAUCUACUUGCAUCCGUCUAGUUAGUUUCGAUGGUCCCCAUGUCAGAUGAUCAUUGGUAUUUUGGCUUCUUUCACAAUUGUUCCUUUAAAUGAACACAUAAAUGGGAAGGCUCAUUGCAAUGUGCUUUGAAAGUUCGUUAAAGCCACUAGUUUUUGUUUGACAGCUGUAGCUUAUUACCACCAUUGUGACUAUAUUUUAUUCACUUUCUCAACUAAUCAGUUUCUUAUUGUUACUAGAAAAUUUCACACAGAGUAAAUGUUGUUUCCUUGUAAAUCAGAUUUAUAUUUUUGAUUAUGAACAGUUUAAUGUGUAGUCGAUAAUUAAACUUGAAUGGACUAGUAAAGUUUAAUUGAUCAUCAUUUUCCCCUUCAUUUGUUUCUAGGGCACUUAAUCUUUUUUAGUAACAAUGUCCUCUGCCUUUACUGCAAAGGAUUUGAAUCAUUUCGAUUAUGUUAUUAUUGGAGGUGGGAUUGCUGGUGUUGUGUGUGCUGAAACAUUAUGCGAACUCUUAAAUCCAAGCAGGUUUUCUGGGGCUCUCCAGUCAUCGUCGGGUCAUCUAAACUAUGCAUCUAAACGUGUAGCAUUGAUAUCUGCUUCUCAAACUGUGAAAACUACAGUCAAUCUACGUCGAAUAAGCAAUAUGAUCGAAACUUUUGAUAUUGAGGAGAAAUCUGGUAGUUCAUGGUCUGAAACAUGGCCCGACACGUUAACCGUAAUCUGUGAUACAGUGAUAAAACUAGAUCCUUCUAGUCAUACUGUUUAUUUACAACAACGUGGUUAUGAGAAUCCAAUUUUUUAUGACAAAUUAUGUCUAACAACUGGCGGUGUUCCGCGGCUUAUUGAUCCGAAGCACCCAUAUGUUAUUGGUCUACGGGAUACAGAGAGCAUCAAAAAUUUUCAACACCGUCUACUGGGCACUCGUCGUAUGGUGUUAGUUGGGAAUGGAGGUAUAGCAACAGAGAUCGCACAUGAAGUCUCUGGUUGUCAAAUUAUUUGGGUUAUUAAAGACAGCAGCAUUAGCACACCAUUUCUUGACUCAGUGGCUGCCACAUUUUUAUUAGAAGCAAGAGAAAUUUCAAAGCAAAAUGAUUCUGUUGAGAAGAAAGCUGAAGUUAGUUCCAGACCAUCUGGAGAUAAAAUCUCAGAGGAUACACAAAUCAGACGCAUGCGUUAUAUUGUGGCUGAGGAACGCCAAUCAGAAGAUAUCACAAAAGCUUCAGAAGAUCAUCUCAUGCUUGUUCCUGAUCAACAGCAUCCGUACGAAUUGGAUAUCGGUAAAUCAUCAGUUGCUGGUGCUGCUCCAGGUCCAGAUUGGGCAUAUGGACGCAAAUUACAUGGACGACUUGUCAAUACAGUCGAUGGUAGACUACUUAAAGUAGUUUAUCAAACCAAAAUCAAACAGUUUUUAUCUCCAGAAGAGUUUCAUGACUUAAAUAGAUUAGAAACCCUGCCUUUUACAAACAAGCUCAAUGAUAAUGUGUUAUCCGUUAAUGAUUGGCCAGUUUAUGUCGAGUUAACAAAUGGUGAAAUUUAUGGAUGCGAUUUAGUUGUAAGUGCAGUUGGCGUUGAAGCAAAUUUAAAUCCACUAAACAGAAGUCCUAGCAACGUGGAUAAUACUACUCAUAAUACUGGUAAUACUUAUAACAUUAAUAAUAAAGGAACUGAAAUCACAGAGUCAUCUAACUUAAAUGCUUUAUUUCAUUGCGCCUCUAUGGAACAUGGUGGUGGUCUGUUAGUAAAUGAACAAAUGGAAACAAAUUGGAAAGAUGUGUAUGCAGCAGGAGACUGUGCAUAUGCCAAUUGGACAUGGUCUCCACAUUGGUUUCAAAUGAAAUUAUGGAGUCAAGCUAGACAAAUGGGAUUUCAAGCUGCUAAGUCUAUGUUUUGCCAUAGUCGAGGAGACCACAAUAUCCCGCUGGAUUUUUCUUUCGAACUUUUCACUCAUGUGACUUACUUUUUUGGAUUUAAGAUUGUUCUGUUGGGUCGUUUCAAUGGUCAGGGUAUGAAUCUGUCUGCAUCAGAUACUUAUCUUUUAAUGCGUGUUACACGUGGACGAGAAUUCAUCAAAUGUAUCAUGAAGUCAGGUCGUAUGCAAGGCGCAAUAUUAAUUGGAGAGACUGAUUUAGAAGAAACUUUAGAAAAUUUAAUUUUAAAUCAAAUUGAUUUGACUAAUUUAGAAGAUCGUCUUCUUGAUCCAGACAUUGAUUUAUCAGAUUAUUUCGAUUAG